This is a messenger RNA of Marmota flaviventris (yellow-bellied marmot), 924 nucleotides long. The record is from RefSeq and is a predicted model, not a curated record. NCBI's taxonomy places the organism in Eukaryota, Metazoa, Chordata, Mammalia, Rodentia, Sciuridae.
CCCGCAGUGCAGCUCCACGGACCCUCGCCCGCCGCCAAAAUGUCUGCAGGUGCGCCUGCAGGUUCCAGUGCUGCCACUGGCAGUAAUCGGAGAAUUCAGCAGACACAAAAUCAAGUAGAUGAGGUUGUGGACAUAAUGAGAGUCAACGUGGACAAGGUGCUAGAAAGAUACCAGAAGCUCUCUGAGCUGGACGACCGUGCAGAUGCGUUGCAGGCAGGAGCUUCUCAAUUUGAGACAAGUGCUGCCAAGUUGAAGAGAAAAUAUUGGUGGAAGAAUUGCAAGAUGUGGGCAAUAGGGAUCAGCGUUCUGGUCAUUAUCGUCAUCAUCAUCAUUGUAUGGAGCGUCUCUUAAUGAAGAACAGGUGGAACUCAACCCUGCUGUCCAGGAAACCUCUUCAAGACUUUCGACUUAGAACCUGCUACAUUAUCCAGCUUACCUACUGUUAUUUCCAAAAUGAUUAUUUUUGUUAGUUCAUGUAAAGUUUGGUUUCUAGGCUAUGUGCCUUGUUUUUUAAUAUGCACUCCAAACUAGAGGGCCAGCUUGCCCCCGUUUUGCACAGUGCCUUUACAGAUUUACCUAUGAGCAACAGAGGACAUCUGGACUCCAGAGUACUGUAUCUAGACUUAACGUUGUCACUAAUUCAUUGCCAUUGAUUCCAGUUAAGGGAAUCCAUUCCAAGUUCUUUCUCCUGUCAUUUGACAUUAUCUUCAGAGCCACAUUUUAAACCUUUGGGUAAUCAGAUUUCCAACUUGUGCCUUCCAGGAAAAACACUACUGCCUAAUACUGAUCUGUGACAAUAACAGGCUGUGCCUUAUUUUGAUCCUUUUCUGGUUCCUUGUAAGCCGUCUUCUUUUUGUAAGCAGUACUGACUCUUGCUGUAUUUAAAAUAAGAUGCUGGUAAAGAAUUUUUGCUCUUUCAUUAGA